Messenger RNA from Cottoperca gobio, 2702 nucleotides. It is a transcript of the gene adat1, whose product is annotated as adenosine deaminase tRNA specific 1. Gene Ontology annotation, molecular function: tRNA-specific adenosine deaminase activity; RNA binding; adenosine deaminase activity. The coding region runs from base 154 to 1695 and encodes 513 amino acids. Lineage: Eukaryota; Metazoa; Chordata; Actinopteri; Perciformes; Bovichtidae. The record is from RefSeq and is a predicted model, not a curated record. Gene Ontology annotation, biological process: tRNA processing. The transcript has 9 exons.
UCGGCCCGGAAGUGACCUCUUCGUUUUCUCGAGAUGCCUCCAAGCAGCCGAGUUGGUCGAACCUAAUUAAAAUAUGGUUUUAUAUUGUUCAUGAGACACCGUGACUGUUAAAAAAUAACUUUCACGUUAACUCAUCUUAAAUCAUAUUUUUGAAUGCCCGUCUGCCUCGACCCACACUUUCCGGUUAUCAUGGUGAACGCAGAUGAAAUCGCCAAGUUGUGCUACGAGCGUUUCAACAAGCUUCCCCGGAGAGGGAAGCCUGAGCCGGGCAGAGAGUGGACCCUGCUGGCCGCUGUGGUCAAAAUCACCCGGUGUGCUAACUCUAUCACAGUUGAGAAGGAGGUUGUUUCCCUGGGAACUGGGACCAAAUGUAUUGGACAGACAGCUAUGAGUCCCAAUGGAGAAAUACUUAAUGACAGCCAUGCAGAAGUCAUUGCAAGAAGGGGAUGUAUCAGGUUCCUGAUUCAGGCGCUGCACAGGGCCGUGAGUGGUGGGAGCAGCUCUGUGUUUUGUCAGGCGGAUCAGCGGGGGAAGUGGAGGCUUCAGCCAGGAGUCUCCUUCCUCUUCUUUACCAGUCACACUCCCUGUGGUGACGCUGCCAUCGUAGCCAUGAAUGACACCCAGUCUCAGCCCUGCCCUCCUGUCACUUCUGUAAAGGGCCAUGAAGGAACUGGUGGAAGAGGAGAUCUGAAAAGGGAAGCUGAGGAAUCAAGUGAUGGAAAAAACAUUAAACGGCCCCGUCUGGAGGAACAGGAGAUAGUGGAGACAAGUCUAGAGGACAGAGGAGACCCUAAACAAUCCUUCCUUUCAAAUUCAUGUAAAAGUGAAGAUCCAUCACAGAGUCACUCUGCAGAAACACCCGUAGAAACCGUCUCACAAGAUUCAACACAGCUGGAGAUAAAUAGCAGAGGCCCCUCUGACAGCGCAGGACUGCGUCCAAAGGUCCCAGACAUUCACAGAACGGGGGCCAAGUGUAUCUCUGGUGGCCUCGCUGACCCUCUGCACCCUGGGGUGGGCUAUCACAGGACAGGGGUGCUUCGGGUGAAGCCAGGGCGAGGAGAGCCGACUCUGUCCCUCUCCUGCAGCGACAAGCUGGCCCGCUGGGGGGUGCUGGGUUUCCAGGGCGCACUGCUGUCCCACUACCUACAGGAGGCGCUCUACUUCAGCACUGUGGUGGUGGGGAAGUGUCCAUACAGCCAAGAAGUUAUGCAGAGAGCUUUGGUUACAAGGUGCUCCCAUGUAUCGGCCCUCCCUGCUGGUUUCUCUGUUUGUCAACCUGUUCUGCUCCAGUCCAGCCUGGAGUUCCCCUUCAGCCAGGCCCAGACCAAGCUCCGACACCAGGCCGGACAGGGACGUAUCUCACCCUGUGGAGCAGCCAUCAGCUGGUGUAAUGUGACUGAGCAGCCCCUAGAUGUCACUGCCAACGGCUACAAACAUGGAGUCACCAAGAAGGCCUUCAGCACAGCUAAUGCCAGGUCUCUUCUGUGUAAGAUGGAGCUUUUCCAUUCCUUCCUGUCUCUGGUAGCAGCCACUGACCUCUCUGCACUUCCCGACUCCCUCAGGAGAGCAGAGCUGCAGACCUACUGGGAAUACAAGCAGGCAUCCCAGUUGUAUCAGCAGGCCUGGAAGCAGCUUCGCAGUCAGGCGUUCCCUCUGUGGCCACGCAGCGACAGAGAUCUCCUGCUCUUCCACUGAAUGCCCUCUCCUGAAACCCCACUCUGCAGCUGAAAUGUCGUUGUCAAGGUCCAACUUGCUGUUGGGCCAGCGAGGUUGGCGCUUUGGAUAAAUAAAAUAUUGUUUGGCUAUAUUUGACUCUCUAUAGCCCAGCAUAUCACUGCUUGCACCAGCAGGACGCCCCACUCUGUCAUGCUGUUCAUAGAGGUUGAUGACCGCUGCUCAGUGUCCUCAGAUGACGGUUUUAUUAUCACAAUGUGUGUAACAUGUUGUGACUGCAGCUGGCUGGUGGUCAUGUUCUGAAAACACAGCUGGACAGCUGUACCUGUCUGCAAGUGGAAAAUGUUCUGGGUUCGACUUCCAGUCCGAGUUGAAAUGCUCUCCCAUUGUGGGCAGUUGGACUGAAGACAAACAUUCAGCUUGUGAUGGCCUGUGAACCUGACCAGGGUGUUUCCAGUGCACGUUAGAAUAGAUUCUAGUCCUCUGGGACACUAUUUCACCCAUGAAGACAAAACAUAAGUAAGAACCUGCAUAUCUCUGUACUACAGGUAGGUCCCUCAUCAAGACCGGACACCUGAUCAGUGUUGGGAUGGAGGAUCAGCUGUGAUAUUGCUUUAGCUCAGCAGAUUCCACAAGUAACAUCCCACUUCAGCUCAGCUUACACUGAACUGAAGUUUUAGAGUUGUUUAAGUGUCUCUAAUUUGAAUAUUCUUCACCCCACAUAGAAAAUGACAACAAACCUUUUUAUGUUCUCAUUUGUGUGGAAUAAAGGGCCAUCCAAAGAUUAACACAUCAAGAUCGGGUUCAUUAUGUUCUACUCAUCGUAUGAAAACAAACAGUUGUACGUUGUAUGUCUUUCCAAAGUCCAAAGCCAUACUAGCAGCUCUGUGAUAAAGUUCAGCUGUCAAUCAGAGUCUAACAUCUCUUCUUGAUAGAAAUGACUUUAGAAUAUGUGCAUAUAUGUGAUUAUCUAACAUUGAAAAUCACUUUAAGACACUGAAGUGAAAAAUACAUUUUCCAAGUUCUAA